AAAUCCGUUUCAAAUGGAAGCUCGAAAGAGAACACAAAUGGGUCCGAAAUUCAGUUAAGCGAUUCAUCAAGCACUUCUUCAACGACAGUCAACAAAAGCGGUUCUGCUUCUAACACCUCCGUUGUUGUUGCUGCUUCUCCGUUGUCACCAAAUCACUGGCGAGCUCGGCUUAAUAGCCUUCGGAUCAAUUUCCUAGGUUCACCUCGAUUUCAUCGUAAAAAGACUACUGUGCCGCACACUCCUCCCGAAAGUCCAGUUGAAUAUGGCUCUAGAAUAUUGUCGAAGAACUCCUCACGUCCUAGUUCAACUACAACACCUGAGCCUUCUCCACUGCUCAGUAACAAGUCAUGGUUUGAAGGUUUCCUUCCACUUAGUUUGCACAACGGGAGCUCUAAAGCUCAUAAUCGAAAUAAUAAUCACAAUGGAAGCGCUAGUGGAAUCAAGGCACCAUCUACCCCACACUCUGGUCGUCAUAUCUUCCGCGGAGGUCAAAAGAUGCCGAUUGUUUCACCGCAACUUUCUUCAAUCAAACAACCCCUCACCCCUCUAUCACCAACGCGCACUUCGCAUCAACCCAACACGCCUCAACAGAUUCACGUCAAUAGGUCACUCAUUGCUCCUCGAAAGUCACUUGGGUCAGGUCAAAAGUCAGGAAUACCACUACCCAUCACUUCAGCUAUGCAGACUGGAGCUUACACCAGGGAGUAUGCUCUGUCGCCUGAAGAAACUAACCACGUUGCUAUGGUGAAAGGACGCCCAUUCAAUAGGGUCAAAUCAGAAAUUACACAGGUUAGUACUUUCAAUGAUAACUUUAUUAUUGUCCAUUAUUUUGCAAAUUAG
Rodentolepis nana is the source of this 840-nucleotide messenger RNA. Lineage: Eukaryota; Metazoa; Platyhelminthes; Cestoda; Cyclophyllidea; Hymenolepididae. The record is from the annotation of a GenBank genome assembly.